Molecule: messenger RNA, 1303 nt
Organism: Physella acuta
Lineage: Eukaryota; Metazoa; Mollusca; Gastropoda; Physidae
Source: RefSeq, a predicted model, not a curated record
AUCGCCUUGAUAAACAUGAAGAGAUAGGGAACAAGCAAACAUGGCUCUGAUAACGGUAGCAUUAGCAUUCCUGGGUGUCUGGUCCAUAUCAGCACAAGAUUUACAUAAAUCAAUAGCGCCAAAACAAAUAUUGAAAGGUGGAGAAGUUACUGUUUUCUGUGAUGCUGAUCUAGCUGCCGUUCCACAGGAAAGUACUAUUAGAGGAAUCUCUGCGCUGACGCUGCGUUGGAAGGGAUACACAUACGAGGCCGAGUACACAGUACAAGGAGGUUUUAGGUAUAAAUUAAAACGUCAUUGGCGUUUGAGGCAUUACGGAGCCGACUACAAGAACGGUAAUGGAUAUUUCGAUAGUCACAAAUUCAGGAUGGAACUCGACAUUGUAAAUGUUAAACCGGAUGACGAAGGCCAGUUUUGCUGCGAUAGCGUUUUCGUCAGGCAAAAAGAUGCCGAAAACUCAAGCGUUUGUGAGAAUGUUACAGUUUCUCACCGAGCUAUAGUACAUAACCAAGGAGAGUAUACAAUAAUUACAUGUGAUUCUACCCUUGCCGGAGUUCCCGAAAAAGCAACAGAGCUGAAAAACGUGUCGUUGUUCUGGCAAAAUAAAGAAGUUGAUCGCAAUUCAUAUCUGUUGUAUGAAAUAACAAUAGAUCCGAACAACAAAGAAAAACCACGCGUAAAUCUGAUUAAACCUAGAGGAAAAGACCACUGGCAAGCGCUCUCUUAUUCCAAGAACUUAACGUCCAACAUGAGAAUCAAGAAGUACGAAGCCUCGGUGGGUGUGGUUAUUACAAGAAGCAUACACCAGGACUCUGGCUGGUUCUGUUGUAGUUCCACUUACUUUGCCAUGUCUGACACUACUCGUGAAUCGCGGAGUUGUCAUUAUUUCGCAGGUUUUCGAGGCGACGCACACACAACAAGCGGGAGCUCAAACAAGACAGUUACCGGGAGUCUAAUCUUCGUGUUGAUGAGUUUUCUGAUUUGUUCUGCAAAUCUUUUAUAUGGGUAAAUAAAAGUCUUGUUCUUCGCAUAAAAGGCAAAAAACAUCAGGAGGUUUUAUCAACUAGCGAUAUGUCUCAGCUUGUGUUAUAAGGAAACCAUAAAAGCUCAAAAUGUAUUAAAAGAUCGGGAAAAAAAGCAACAAAAAACAUCUGGAAGUUUUAUCAACAAGCGAUAUGUCUCAUAUUGUGCUAUAAGGACACCAUAAAAGCUCUUAAUUUUUUACAUCGUGAAAGAGCUACAAAAACAUUUCUGAAAAUAACAUCUGAAAGAUAAUAUUAAACAUCAUAUAAAAGCAUUAAAAUUU